Lactuca saligna is the source of this 1479-nucleotide messenger RNA. The record is from the annotation of a GenBank genome assembly. NCBI's taxonomy places the organism in Eukaryota, Viridiplantae, Streptophyta, Magnoliopsida, Asterales, Asteraceae.
AUGACUAUAUUCCUGUCAAUCAAAGUUCAUUUCCAAGGUGUGUUCAUCAACAAACCUUUUUGCUAUUCUGAUGGUGUUCAUCAUGUGUUCGAGAACGUCAAUUUUGCUGGUAUGUCAUAUAAUGAGUUUGUGGGUUUUCUUGAACGAUUCACACAAGAGAAGUGUGAGAAAGUUUAUUAUUGUCAACCCGAUUUACAAAUCCCAAAAGGUUUAACCUUGAUUUCGAAUGAACGUCAAUAUCAAGAAUUUAUAGAUAUUGCUUAUGAAUGUGGAGUACAAGUUUCUGUUUACAUGGACCAUUUUGGUACAACUGUGCAUGUAACGAAGGCAAAUGAAAAUGAAAAUAAGGAUAAUUGUUAUGUCAAGUCAAACAUGUCAAUCGAAGGGGGAAGAAGAUGGAUUGGUAGUCAUUUCACCCCGGAAGUGCUUGAGAAUCAGAAAUUCAAUGUUAGGAUGUUAAAAGAGGAAGGGAUAAUUGAAGCUGUGAAAGAUUUAUUUCCAGAGAUAGAACAUAGGCAAUGUGCCAAGCAUGUUCUUUCCAAUUUCAAGAAGAAAUUCCUUGGGGCUCAGUAUGAGAAACUAUUUUGGAAGGCUUGUAAGGCCUCAACUGAACCUCUUUUCAAUUCUGCAAUGAAAGAGAUUCGAAUGAUUAGUCCUGCUGCUUAUGUGCAUCUGAUGGGAAGGAAUCCAAACUCAUGGUCAAGAGCAUUUUUUCAAUUAGGAAGGGGGUGUGAUGCAAGGAUGUGUAAUUUGAGGCAGAAAGGAAGUGGAUGGGGACAUUUUGAUGUAUGUCCAAACAUAAGGAUUGCCCUAAAUGAAUUAAAUAUCCAACAAAGGUACUGGCAAGUGCUUCCUAGUGGCUUGAAUACAUUUGAAACAAGAAACUUAGUAGAGUCUUCUGGAGUUGAUCUGGAAAUGAAAAUAUGCUCUUUUAGGAUCUGGCAAAUGAAUGGUAUGAAUGGGAGUGCAAUGUGGCCCCUAUCAGAGUACAUACCACCUUUGCCACCAUUGAAAAGGAAGAUGCCAGGGAGACCCACUAUUAAGAGAAAGAGGGACCGUAUUGAGCUUACUGGAUCACACGGAGUAUCCAAGGCAGGUAAAACAAUGUUCUGUGGUGUUUGUAAGAAAUUAGGCCACAAUAAGUCAACCUGUGAUGUGGUGUCAAAGCCCCAAAAAAGUCAGGUGAAAAAGAGGAAGGCUAAAGGUGAAGGUGAAUCUAGUGCAUUAAAGAAAAGGAAGGGUCAAGGGAAAAAUGGGAAGGGAAAGGGUGAAAGUGAUACUGGAAGUGGAAUUGGUUACAAAAUGGGAGAAAGUGAAUGUGAGUCAACAAGUGGUGUGACUAAGAAGUAUGGUAAAAAAGUAGAUACAUUGAAAUUAAGAAAAAAGUCAGAUAGGAUACUAAAUAAAAAGUUGGCAAAAAGGUUGCAGGCAAAAAACGGUGAAGGUGAUACAUCAAGCAAACCAAUGGACUUGGAUUAA